Pongo pygmaeus (Bornean orangutan) is the source of this 5927-nucleotide messenger RNA. RefSeq names its product zinc finger protein 595. The coding region runs from base 194 to 2140 and encodes 648 amino acids. The transcript is spliced from 4 exons. NCBI's taxonomy places the organism in Eukaryota, Metazoa, Chordata, Mammalia, Primates, Hominidae. Gene Ontology annotation, biological process: regulation of transcription by RNA polymerase II. Gene Ontology annotation, molecular function: RNA polymerase II cis-regulatory region sequence-specific DNA binding; DNA-binding transcription factor activity, RNA polymerase II-specific. The record is from RefSeq and is a predicted model, not a curated record.
AGAGAGGAGGGGUUGGCUUCCGGGAUCUGGCGCGGCCUUUUCCUCUGGUUCCUGUGAGGGUUUGGUUUCGGGCUUCAGCUCUCUGCGUUCUGGGCUCGGUGAUUCAGCCACCGCUUCUGCCUCCCGUUGCUCUGUGACCUGAGGGCGUUGGGCGAUUUGUAGCUAAGACUCCCGGAUACCCUGAAGUCGGGAAAUGGAACUCUUAACAUUCAGGGAUGUGGCCAUAGAAUUCUCCCCUGAAGAGUGGAAAUGUCUGGACCCUGCCCAGCAGAAUUUGUAUAGAGAUGUGAUGUUGGAGAACUACAAGAACCUGGUCUCCCUGGGUUUUGUGAUCUCUAACCCAGACCUGGUCACCUGUCUGGAGCAAAUAAAAGAGCCCUGCGAUUUGAAGAUACAUGAGACAGCAGCCAAACCCCCAGCUAUAUGUUCUCCUUUCAGCCAAGACCUUUCACCAGUGCAGGGGGUAGAAGAUUCAUUCCACAAACUUAUACUGAGAAGAUACGAGAAAUGUGGACAUGAGAAUUUACAAUUAAGAAAAGGCUGUAAACGUGUGAAUGAGUGUAAGGUGCAGAAAGGAGUUAAUAAUGGAGUUUACCAAUGCUUGUCAACUACCCAGAGCAAAAUAUUUCAAUGUAAUACAUGUGUUAAAGUUUUUAGUAAAUUUUCAAAUUCAAACAAACAUAAGAUAAGACAUACUGGAGAGAAACCCUUUAAAUGUACAGAAUGUGGCAGAUCAUUUUACAUGUCACACCCAACUCAACAUACAGGAAUUCAUGCUGGAGAGAAACCCUACAAAUGUGAAAAAUGUGGCAAAGCCUUUAAUAGGUCCACAUCACUUAGUAAACAUAAGAGAAUUCAUACUGGAGAGAAACCCUACACAUGUGAAGAAUGUGGCAAAGCCUUUAGACGGUCCACAGUUCUGAAUGAACAUAAGAAAAUUCAUACUGGAGAGAAACCCUACAAAUGUGAAGAAUGUGGCAAAGCCUUUACAAGGUCCACAACACUGAAUGAACACAAGAAAAUUCAUACUGGAGAGAAACCCUACAAAUGUAAAGAAUGUGGCAAAGCCUUUAGAUGGUCCACAAGCCUGAAUGAACAUAAGAAUAUUCAUACUGGAGAGAAACCCUACAAAUGUAAAGAAUGUGGCAAAGCCUUUAGACAGUCCAGGAGCCUGAAUGAGCAUAAAAAUAUUCAUACUGGAGAAAAACCCUACACAUGUGAAAAAUGUGGCAAAGCUUUUAACCAAUCCUCAAGUCUUAUUAUACACAGGAGCAUUCAUUCUGAACAAAAACUUUACAAAUGUGAAGAAUGUGGCAAAGCCUUUACUUGGUCCUCAUCCCUUAAUAAACAUAAGAGAAUUCAUACUGGAGAGAAACCCUACACAUGUGAAGAAUGUGGCAAAGCCUUUUAUAGGUCCUCACACCUCGCUAAACAUAAGAGAAUUCAUACUGGAGAGAAACCCUACACGUGUGAAGAAUGUGGCAAAGCUUUUAACCAAUCCUCAACUCUUAUAUUACACAAGAGAAUUCAUUCUGGGCAAAAACCUUACAAAUGUGAAGAAUGUGGCAAAGCCUUUACACGGUCCACAACACUGAAUGAACAUAAGAAAAUUCAUACUGGCGAGAAACCCUACAAAUGUGAAGAAUGUGGCAAAGCUUUCAUAUGGUCCGCAAGCCUGAAUGAACAUAAGAAUAUUCAUACUGGAGAGAAACCCUACAAAUGUAAAGAAUGUGGCAAAGCUUUUAACCAGUCCUCAGGCCUUAUUAUACACAGGAGCAUUCAUUCUGAACAAAAACUUUACAAAUGUGAAGAAUGUGGCAAAGCCUUUACUCGGUCCACAGCCCUGAAUGAACAUAAGAAAAUUCAUUCUGGAGAGAAACCCUACAAAUGUAAAGAAUGUGGCAAAGCCUAUAACUUAUCCUCAACCCUUACUAAACACAAGAGAAUUCAUACUGGAGAGAAACCCUUCACAUGUGAAGAAUGUGGCAAAGCCUUCAAUUGGUCCUCAUCCCUUAGUAAACAUAAGAUAAUUCAUACUGGAGAGAAAUCCUACAAAUGUGAAGAAUGUGGCAAAGCUUUUAAUCGGCCCUCAACCCUUACUGUACACAAGCGAAUUCACACUGGCGAGGAACAUAGUUGAAUGACAUUUCUAGUAAUCUCUAAUUCCAGUGACUUUGAACAGCAAAUAAAUUGAAGAAUAUUGCUCCCAUAUAAACUUGUAUUAUUUUUCUUAUUUUAAAUUUUUUAAAAUUUCUGUAGGUACAUAGUAUGUGUAAAUAUUCAUGUCUUAUUUGGAUUAUUUUGAUACAGGCAUAUGACAUGUAAUUAUCACAUCAGAGUAAAUGAGUUAUUCAUCACAAGCAUUUGUUCUUUGUAUUACACACAGUCCAGUUAUACACUUUAAUUUUUUUUUUUUUUUUUUUUUGAGACAGAGUCUCGCUCUGUCACCCAGGCUGGAGCACAGUGGCACGAUCUUGGCUCACUGCAGCCUCCACCUGCCGGGUUCAAGCAAUUCUCCUGCCUCAGCCUCAUGAGUAGCUGAGACUACAAGCACGUGCCACCAUGCCCAGCUGAUUUUUUGUAUUUUUAGUAGAGACAGGGUUUCACAAUGCUGGCCAGGCUGUUCUCGAACUCCUGAGCUCAUGAUCCGCCCACCUCGGCCUCCCAAAGUUCUGGGAUUACAGGUGUGAGCCAUCGCACCUGGCCACUUUAAUUAUUUUUAAAUGUGCAAUUAUUUUUUUACUACAGGUUAUUUUAUGAUUAUAAUAAGUAUAUGAGUAUAAUUAUAAUUCACACAUUUCUAAGUCAUGAAUGCUUUUAAAAAAUGUUCCAUAUUUAUCUUUGAAUAUGUAGCAUCUCUUUCCGCAAAUAAAUGCAGACUUUGGUUUUGAUUUACAUGGAGUUAAAUAUGUAAAUGUAUUGCUCUAAAGAUAAAAUUUAGGUGUAAGAAAAUUAUGGGGCAAACAGUUGUGUUUGUGUGAGAGUUUGUAUCUAUUUUCCAAAGAAAAUAGCAAUAUUGGAACAAAGAUUAUUUUAAUAAGGUGGAUAAUUUACUAGAAAUCUAGGAACCUAAAACAUUCUGAAAUCAAAUCUAUAUUUUCUUCUGUUACUGUAAAAUUUAAUGGAUCAUUGUUGAGACUCUCCCCAUGCAAAUUCUGUUUUUAUUUGUCUGUUACUCAUGCUAGAGCUAUAAUUAACUUCUUUUUUUUUUUAUUUUUACUUUAUGAAGUAUUUAUUAUGUGAGCUGGUCAGAAAUUAUAAUUUUAUAAAAUUUAGUAGUGCACACAAAAUAUUUAGAUGCAAGUUCACAAUUCGUGUAUUAAGUUAUAUUUUAGUUAGGACAUUUCAUUUUAUUGCUUUAAUUGGAUAACCCUAUAUGAGCUGUUUAGUUAUUCGUUUCACUUUUUAUAAUUGACAUAAAUGAGUUUAUUGUGCCAAUUUUUUAAGGUAAGUACUGGUAAAACUAUAAUUCAUGGGAUGUUUUGAUAUAUAAUUAUAGUAAUCAUAAGAAAGUACUGGGUAAUAGAUGCUCCAUAAUUGGCCAUAAAUAGUAUUCUUUCUGGAGUGAGUUUGUAGCUCCAAGUAAGAGAAUGAAAAUGUCUAUAGUGAAGAAAUGGCAGUCUGCAUGUGGAGAGAACAUCUCUUCCCAGGCUGCAAAACUGACUCAUUCUGAAUUUAAAGAGAAUCUCUUAUUUUAUUUUCUGAUUAUCUUUAGUUUUGGGAUAUCUUUAUGUGUUUAUUCCCAGCUAUGUAUGCCUCACAGCCCUUCUUCUUUGUGUUAUGGCUACAGUCUUCUCACUGUUCUCUUUUUGCCGUGUAAUUUCAUACAGACUUUCUGUGUUCUGAUUAGAAGUUUGAUAUUUUUCAAUGUGGUAAAUUGUUUUUAACUGGAGUGUUUGAGGUUAUUUAUAGUUUAUCAAUGCAAUGUUUAGAUCACUUAAUUGAGAUAAGUACUUUACUGUCCGCAGGGGCAUUGGUGGAACAUGAAGUGAAACACCAGAACCUGGUUCUGGAGUUAUGGAGGGCAACUCCAGUCCCCAGUGUGGGCCCCAGCCUCUGGCACACUGGUGCAUGCCAAAAAGUACUCCUCAGGCCACCACUACUCUGAUCAGUGCCCUUGCUACCGUCACUGUUGUCAUCUGUGCUUGCAGUCCCCUGGUGCCUGGAAGUUCUGUUCUCCAGGUGGCAGAUGACUUUGCUCCCAGCAUUCCCAGCUUUUUAUUCCAUCUGUGGAGGAGUACUUUAUAAUUCUGUUUUCUAAAAAUCAUUUUACUUAAGAUAGCUCAUAUAAAUGGGAUUAUGUACUCUUCGUCACUAUGUUUCUGGUAUAUUUCACUAAAUAUGAUGUCUUAAAGUUUUAUGCUUAUUGUAGCAUGUGCAUAAUUUGCUAUCUGAAUGUACAGCCAUAUUCCAUUGCCUACAAAUGCCAUAUGUUAUCCAUUUAUCAAGAAACUUAAGUAGCUGUCACCUUUUUGUGUAUAGGGGAUUGGGGAAUGCUCUUAAAAAUAUAUGUGUGCAAAUGUCUAUUCCAGGUCCUGCUUUGCAUACAUAGAUUCCCAGAAGUAGGAUUCCUGGAUUGUAUAAUUUCUCUUUUCUUUUCUCUUUCUCUUCUUUCUUUUUUUUUUUUUUGAGAUUGGGUUUCACAUUGUCACCCAGGCUACAGUGUAGCCAUUACAGUGGUGCAGUAAUGGCUUACUGCAGCCUUGACAUCCCAGGCUCAAACGAUCCUUCCCCCUCAGUCACCCAUGUAGCUGGGACUACAGGCACAUGCCAGCAUACCUGACUAAUUUUUGUAUUUUUUGAAGAGAUGGGGUCUCACUAUGUUGCCCAGGCUGAACUCAAACUUCUGAGCCUAAGUAAUUCUCCCACUUUAGCCUCCUAAAGUGUUGAAAUUACAGGCAUGAGCCACAGUUCAUUUUUAGUAUUUUGGAAAACCUGCAUCCUACUUUUAUUGAGGGCUGCAUUAUUCUUUUCCACCAACAGUGCAUGGAGGUUCCAAAUCCUACAUACUUGACAACAUUGAUUACCUUUUAUUUGUUGAAUAGUGGCCAUGCUAAUGGGUGAGAGUUAAGAGUUCAUUGAGAUUUUGCUUUGCAUUCUUUUCAUAAGUGAUUUUGAUUGUCUUUUCAAAUUCCUCUUGGUUAUUUGCAUAGCUUCUUUUAGGAAAUGUUUUUGAAGACACUGGUCCAUUAAAAAAAUGAAGUUAUUCACCCUUGGUGGUGGUCAUGUUUCAGAAGUCAGAUGGUGGAUGGCAUUUGUACUCCACUUAGUGUUUCCCUUGAUGUGUGGAUAUGCAGAAGGUUUUGAAAGUUUGAUAUAGUACCUUUUCUAAUUCCCUUCUUGUUGCUUCUGCUUUUAAUGUGAUAUUCGAAAAACCUGCCAAAACCAAUGUUACUAGGCUUCUCCCUGUAUUUUCUUCUAAGUGUUCAAGAGUUAUACAUCUUUUAAGUUUUAUGUUUAGUGUAUGUAAAGUAUUUUAUUUGCAUUGAAGAGAAAGGUCCAAGUUCGUUAUCUUUCAUUCAGACGUUGAGUUUUCUCACACCAUUGGUUGGGGAGUCUGACCUUUUCUUCACUGUUUGGUCAUGGUAACCUAGUAAAAGAUUAUUUGAUAAUACUUGCACAGGUUUAUUUCUGGGUUCUUUGUUCUGUCAUGUAUUCUUUUUUCUCUUUGUGCCAUUACCACAUUGGUUUUAUUUUUGUAGCUUUGGACUCUUGUUUUGACAUCAUGAGGUAUGGUACUUUGUUCUUUUCUAAAGCUGUUGGCUAUUCAUGGUCCCUUGAGAUUACACAUGAAUUUUAGAAUUAUAUAAAAUAUCUCUGCCAAAUAAGUAACAUUGGAAUUUUAAUAAGGAUGACAUUGAAUUUGUGCAAUACUCAGAAAUAUUGACAGUUUAACAGUAUUACAUCUCCUGGCUGAGAAACAUGCA